AUGAAAAAAAUUUACCUUAUAACAUUCACACUUAUUGGAUUUAUAAGUAUUGUUCGUUCAAAAUGGAUUCCACGUGAUACAAAAAUUAACGCGUGUGAUAAGCUUGUUGAAAACGUUCUUUAUUCAGAACAACAGUUUUGUAGUUAUUCUGAUAUAAAAGCUUGUUAUGAAUCGACUCCGUAUAAUAAAACAAAGGCAACACAAAUAAUAGAGACAGUGAAAGAAAAUCUUAAAGUAUUUUAUGUAUUAUUGGAGCAAUCCAAAGAAGAUCCAAAUCCAGGAUUUGAUUUUCGGCUCUCUUCUACUGAUUAUCACCGAUUUAGUUUUGAUCAGGGAUUAUCUUCGUAUUCGGUAAUUAAAGAAGAUGGAACACAGCAACUUAAAGUUUUUGAUGACAUGAUAGAUCCUGGUACCAUUGAUUGUCAAGUUAUAUAUAUAGAUGACAGACCAGCGAUUGAUGUGAUUACAGAAUUUGCUA
Messenger RNA from Cetraspora pellucida, 478 nucleotides. NCBI's taxonomy places the organism in Eukaryota, Fungi, Glomeromycota, Glomeromycetes, Diversisporales, Gigasporaceae. The record is from the annotation of a GenBank genome assembly.